GAAGCGAUCGAAGCUGAUAAGGCCCCAGCGCGCGCAGGGGCUAUCCUUUUCGGUCUGGGAUUUACUGCUGAAAUGCAAGAUCAGCCAACAAGGGUGUUUUCUGGUGGUUGGAGGAUGCGUUUAGCUUUGGCUCGAGCGCUCUUCGCAAAGCCUGAUUUGCUGCUUUUGGAUGAACCUACAAACAUGUUAGACAUGAAAGCUAUACUAUGGCUGGAAGAUUAUCUUCAGACAUGGGCGUCCACGCUUUUAUUCGUUUCCCACGACCGGAGUUUUCUUGACAACGUUGCCACUGACAUCAUGCAUUUACAUUCCAGACGGUUGGAAUACUAUAAGGGAGAUUAUUCUGUUUUUCUGAAAACAAAGGAUGAAAAGUUAAAAAAUCAACAAAAGGAAUAUGAAUCACAGAAGCUUUUCAUCGAACAUAGCAUGGAAUUUGUAAAUAAAUUCCGAUACAAUGCCAAAAGGGCAUCUUUGGUGCAGAGCAAACUUAAGAUGCUGGAAAAGCUUCCCAAACUGAACCCCGUGGAAAUGGAGCCAGAUGUACAUUUAAGAUUUCCCGAAGUAGAACCAUUGAGUGGUUGUGGUCUGCGAUUAGACGAAGUCAGUUUUUGGUAUGACCAGGCCCAUCCCAUAUUCAGGAAUGUGGAUAUCUCAACAAACGCUGACAGUCGAGUUGUGAUUGUUGGUGAUAACGGAGCCGGAAAAUCCACGUUGUUGAAAAUUCUUCUUGGUGAUCUUGAACCUAAGAAAGGUUUUCGUAGCGCCCAUCGUCAUUUGAAGAUCGGAUAUUUCGCUCAACACCACGUGGAUAUGUUGGAUUUGGAUAUGACAGCAGUUCAGUUGAUGCAGAAAAGGUAUCCUGGCCAGCCAAUAGAAGAAUAUCGAAAAUGUCUCGGGCGAUUCGAAGUCAGCGGUGAUAUGGCCGUUUUACAACCACUGCAAACGUUUUCUGGUGGACAGAAAUGCCGGGUAGCCUUUGCUGUUAUGGCGUUCAACAAACCGAAUUUUCUAAUUCUGGACGAACCUACAAAUCAUUUGGACAUCCAGACGGUAGAGGCCCUUGCGAGAGCCUUGACGCAGUUUGAGGGUGGCGUUAUUCUGGUUUCCCACGAUCAGCACCUCAUUAACAUGGUUUGCAAAGAAAUGUGGCUGGUCACAAAUCAAACCAUCAAGAUUCUGCCCAACGGAUUUCCGGAAUACAAGAAGAUUAUUCAAACAGAACUUGGUCAAAGAACUGCUUGAUUUGAAUUUCCGGUUUUAUAGAGACUUUCUGUUAUACAACAAAAUUUUCAUAAUGGCAAUAAAAGAUCCUCAA
Messenger RNA from Paramacrobiotus metropolitanus, 1315 nucleotides. RefSeq names its product ATP-binding cassette sub-family F member 3-like. NCBI's taxonomy places the organism in Eukaryota, Metazoa, Tardigrada, Eutardigrada, Parachela, Macrobiotidae. The annotation marks the transcript as partial. The transcript is spliced from 8 exons. The record is from RefSeq and is a predicted model, not a curated record. Gene Ontology annotation, molecular function: ATP binding; ATP hydrolysis activity.